AGAAAAUAGCUUUUUACGAAGAUGGCGCCGAAAGCUAAGAAGGAAGCCCCUGCCCCUCCCAAAGCCGAAGCCAAAGCAAAGGCUUUGAAGGCAAAGAAAGCAGUGUUGAAAGGCGUCCACAGCCACAAAAAAAAGAAGAUCCGCACGUCACCCACUUUCCGACGGCCAAAGACACUAAGGCUCCGGAGGCAGCCUAAAUACCCUCGGAAGAGCGCACCCAGGAGAAACAAGCUUGACCAGUAUGCCAUCAUCAAAUUCCCCCUGACGACCGAGUCAGCCAUGAAGAAGAUAGAAGACAACAAUACGCUGGUGUUCAUUGUGGACGUCAAGGCCAACAAGCACCAAAUCAAACAGGCUGUGAAGAAGCUCUAUGACAUCGACGUGGCCAAGGUCAACACCCUCAUCAGGCCUGAUGGCGAGAAGAAGGCAUAUGUUCGACUGGCUCCUGACUAUGAUGCUUUGGAUGUUGCCAACAAAAUUGGAAUCAUCUAAACUGAGUCCAGCUGCCUAAUUCUAAAUAUAAAAAUUUUACACUGUAAAAAAAAAAAAAAGAAAAGAAAAAGAAAA
Molecule: messenger RNA, 567 nt
Organism: Myotis daubentonii (Daubenton's bat)
Lineage: Eukaryota; Metazoa; Chordata; Mammalia; Chiroptera; Vespertilionidae
Product: large ribosomal subunit protein uL23-like
Exons: 1
Coding region: 22-492 (156 amino acids)
Source: RefSeq, a predicted model, not a curated record